Messenger RNA from Cuculus canorus (common cuckoo), 5528 nucleotides. RefSeq names its product solute carrier family 4 member 4 (gene SLC4A4). The record is from RefSeq and is a predicted model, not a curated record. The transcript is spliced from 26 exons. Gene Ontology annotation, biological process: bicarbonate transport; regulation of intracellular pH; transmembrane transport. Gene Ontology annotation, cellular component: basolateral plasma membrane; plasma membrane. Gene Ontology annotation, molecular function: monoatomic anion transmembrane transporter activity; solute:inorganic anion antiporter activity; sodium:bicarbonate symporter activity. Lineage: Eukaryota; Metazoa; Chordata; Aves; Cuculiformes; Cuculidae. Bases 202 to 3579 code for a protein of 1125 amino acids.
CCCCGCCCCGGCGGCCGCAGAGGGGGGGCUGGGCCGGGCUGGCAGCGGGGCGAGGGGCCGGCCGAGCCCGCGGGCGGCUAUAAAGGCGGCGGGGCAGGGCUCGCAGCCGCUCCCGCCGCUCCCGCCGCCCGUCUCUCGUCUCGCCGCUCGCCCCGCGCCACCGCCGAGCUGGAGGAGCGCCGCAGGUCCCAGUCCCGCAGGAUGGAGGACGAGGCGGUACUGGAUAGAGGGGCUUCCUUCCUUAAACAUGUGUGUGACGAAGAAGAAGUGGAAGGGCAUCACACUAUUUACAUCGGGGUCCACGUGCCGAAGAGCUACAGGAGGAGGAGGCGUCACAGAAGAAGACCUGGGCACAAAGAAAAGAAAGAGAAGGAGAAAAUCUCUGAGAACUACUCGGACAAAUCAGACGUAGAAAACGCUGACGAAACAAGCAGCAGCAUCCUUAAACCGCUCAUCUCCCCUGCUGCCGAACGCAUCCGCUUCAUCCUCGGAGAGGAAGAUGACAGCCCAGCACCCCCGCAGCUCUUCACCGAGCUGGAUGAACUUCUGGCCAUCGACGGACAAGAGAUGGAGUGGAAGGAGACUGCAAGGUGGAUCAAGUUUGAGGAGAAGGUCGAACAGGGUGGGGAGCGAUGGAGCAAACCGCACGUGGCUACCUUGUCCCUGCACAGCCUGUUCGAGUUAAGGACGUGUAUAGAGAAAGGCUCGAUCAUGCUGGAUAUGGAAGCUUCUUCUCUCCCGCAGGUGGUGGAAAUGAUUGUGGACAAUCAGAUCGAGACAGGGCUUUUGAAACCGGAACUGAAGGACAAGGUCACCUACACGCUGCUCAGGAAGCACCGGCACCAGACCAAGAAGUCCAACCUACGCUCCCUGGCUGACAUCGGAAAGACCGUCUCCAGUGCAAGUAGGAUGUUUUCCAACCCCGAUAAUGCACGCAGCCCGCUCGAGAGCUCCGUGCCCUGCCUCGCCACCCGCACGUUGGAUGAUGAAAUCCGGGUGCAGCGCAGCCCCAGCGUGGGAUGGCUCAGCAGCCCGGCCAUGGCCCACAGAAACCUGACUUCCACCAGUCUGAACGACAUCUCUGACAAGCCUGAGAAGGACCAGCUGAAGAAUAAAUUCAUGAAGAAAUUGCCGCGGGAUGCUGAGGCCUCCAACGUGCUUGUUGGGGAGGUGGACUUCCUGGAAGGUCCUUUCAUCGCCUUCGUCCGGCUGCAGCAGGCAGUCAUGCUGGGUGCUCUCACUGAAGUCCCCGUACCUACCCGAUUUCUCUUCAUUCUGCUGGGACCGAAGGGCAAAGCAAAGUCCUAUCAUGAGAUCGGCCGAGCCAUUGCCACUCUGAUGUCAGAUGAGGUGUUCCAUGACAUUGCCUACAAAGCCAAGGACCGGCAGGACCUGAUCGCCGGCAUCGAUGAGUUUCUGGAUGAAGUCAUCGUGCUCCCUCCUGGGGAAUGGGAUCCGGCCAUUAGGAUAGAGCCCCCCAAGUCUCUUCCAUCUUCGGAUAAAAGGAAAAACAUGUACUCCGGCGGAGAAAACCUACAGAUGAAUGGAGACACCCCUCAUGAUGGAGGACACGGUGGUGGGGGCCAUGGGGACUGUGAAGAACUGCAACGAACUGGAAGAUUCUGUGGGGGCUUAAUCAAAGACAUCAAGAGGAAAGCGCCGUUCUUCGCCAGCGACUUCUACGAUGCUUUAAAUAUCCAAGCGCUUUCAGCCAUCCUUUUCAUCUACCUGGCCACAGUGACCAACGCCAUCACCUUUGGAGGAUUGCUUGGGGAUGCUACGGAAAACAUGCAGGGCGUUUUGGAGAGCUUUCUGGGCACAGCAGUCACCGGUGCGAUAUUUUGCCUUUUUGCUGGUCAGCCCCUCACCAUUUUGAGCAGCACAGGACCUGUUCUUGUCUUCGAACGGCUUCUCUUUAAUUUCAGCAAAGACAAUGAUUUUGACUACCUGGAGUUUCGCCUCUGGAUUGGGCUUUGGUCAGCCUUCCAGUGUCUCAUUCUGGUCGCUACCGAUGCCAGCUUCCUAGUCAAGUACUUCACGCGCUUCACCGAGGAAGGCUUCUCCUCCCUCAUUAGCUUCAUCUUCAUUUACGACGCUUUCAAGAAGAUGAUCAAGCUGGCAGAUCAUUAUCCCAUCAACUCAGAGUUCAAGGUGGACUACAUCACGCAUUACUCUUGUGCCUGUGAACCAGUAGAUCCAGUUAAUAGUUCAUUCUUGAACAGGACGGCAGCGCCGUUGGCGGAUGAGCUGCUCUCUUCCCCGGCUGAGAUGUCCAACUCCACCGUCGACUGGUCAUCGCUGACAACCAAGGAGUGCUUGAAAUACGGAGGGCAGCUUGUGGGCAACAACUGUGACUACGUCCCUGACAUCACCCUCAUGUCUUUCAUCCUCUUUUUCGGCACUUACACCUGCUCCAUGGCCCUGAAGAAAUUCAAGACCAGUCGCUAUUUUCCAACCACGGCCCGGAAGCUCAUCAGUGACUUUGCCAUUAUCUUGUCCAUCUUGAUUUUCUGUGGGAUUGAUGCCCUGGUAGGUGUGGACACACCAAAACUCAUCGUGCCAAGUGAAUUCAAGCCAACCAGUCCCGAGAGGGGUUGGUUUAUCCCGCCGUUUGGAGGGAACCCGUGGUGGGUGUACCUGGCAGCAGCCAUCCCUGCGCUGCUGGUGACCAUCCUCAUCUUCAUGGACCAACAAAUCACAGCCGUCAUCGUCAACAGGAAGGAGCACAAGCUCAAGAAAGGUGCUGGAUACCAUCUGGAUUUAUUCUGGGUGGCCGUUCUGAUGAUCAUCUGCUCCUUUAUGGGUCUGCCCUGGUACGUCGCUGCUACCGUCAUCUCCAUCGCUCAUAUUGACAGCUUGAAGAUGGAGACGGAAACCUCAGCCCCCGGAGAACAGCCCAAGUUUUUGGGAGUGAGGGAGCAGAGAGUCACGGGAUUCAUCGUUUUCAUUCUGACCGGUGUGUCCGUCUUUAUGGCUCCCAUCCUAAAGUUCAUUCCCAUGCCUGUGCUCUACGGCGUCUUCCUCUACAUGGGAGUCGCAUCCCUCAACGGCGUGCAGUUCAUGGAUCGUCUGAAGCUGCUCUUGAUGCCUCUAAAGCACCAGCCUGACUUUAUCUACCUGCGCCACGUCCCGCUGCGCAGGGUCCAUCUCUUCACCUUCCUGCAGGUGGUGUGCCUGGCCCUCCUCUGGAUCCUCAAGUCGACCGUGGCUGCUAUCAUAUUCCCUGUCAUGAUCCUGGCACUUGUGGCAGUCAGAAAAGCCAUGGACUACCUCUUCUCCCAGCACGAUUUAAGCUUUCUUGACGACGUCAUUCCAGAAAAGGACAAGAAAAAGAAAGAGGAUGAGAAGAAGAAGAAAAAGAAGAAGGGCAGUGUGGACAGUGACAAUGAUGAUGAGAAAAAUCACCAACAUUCCUUGAACGCCAUACGUCGUGCUGAUACAAUUCCUUUCCUUCAGUCACACACCAUGCCAAGCCCUCCACGAACUCCAGUAAAAGUUGUGCCUCAAAUUAGAAUAGAACUUGAGCCUGAAGAUAGCAGUUACUUCUGGAGGAGCAAGGGAACAGAAACUACUUUGUAAUUUGUCUGUCUCUUAAACCUGUGAUGGGAUUUCUUUUGUCACUAGCCAAAUAUUAAACCGCUCCCUGCUCCCCACCCGCACCGGUCACCGCGACACCGCACCCUCGGCCCCUCGCCCCGUUGGUUCUGCCUUCUCUGUUGCUUCCCCGCGCACGCGCCUCUCGCUGGCGAGCAGAGGGCAGGAGCGCCGACCGGACCGGGGGAGCGCGCAGCGCUGAGGCUGCGAGGCUGCGUGUGUCCGUUCGUCCAUCUGUCCUCUGGCAGAACAGAAGCGACCUCCGGGCCGAGGCGACGUCGUGCUGACGUCGCUGGAAGACGCUGGAAAGUGCUGCUGAUGCUAACGCACUCUUACAGCCUGUGCUUGCAGUUCUGCAGGAAGGACGAGGAGAAGGUACUUCGCUCCCAGCGCAGAGGAACCGUCGCCACCCUCGUAGCAUGUGUUUGGAAACAUCCCUUUCCUAUGCAAUUUUUUUUAAAGGAACACUUUAAUGGACUUAAUCCGUCAGGUACAUGGAAGAGUGUUAUUUUCCUAGAUUAUUUUGUUUAAAUUAUGGGGGCCUAACCUUUUUUUUUGUCAAUUUUUUUAACCUUUUUUUAAUUACUGUAAAGAAACAAAUGAAUUUUUCCUGCAGCAGGAAACGUAUAGUUCUGAGUAGUUCUACCUCUUAUUUCUAGAUGCCAGGCUUUCUGUAAAAACAAUGUCUUGUACCAUAUAUAAUGUGAUUUUUACAAACGGAAAAACAAAAACCACCACUGCACCACAAUCUCCAGGACACGGCGUAGGGCUGCAUCGGUUUGGGUAACACCCUCUACUCUGAAGCAUCUGUUUGAUUUAGGGUUGUGUUAUUUUCCUUUCUGGUUAUUGUAUAAAUAAUCUAAUUCGACAGUGAAGGAGACGGGCGGUAAAUCUCUUGUGAGCCAGGAAGUCUUAAUCGUCGUCGUGGUGAGCGAAACGCUGAGCGGCUGCGGCGCCGGAGGGCGGAUGCCGAUUGCACUCGUGUUGCUGAUCACCUGCACGGUAUUGUUUUAGUUAUUCCUUUUGAAACGUCAAUGUGUGCGCAGGGGGCGGUGUACACACCACAAGAUGCCGCUGUUCGGGCACCGGCACAGCACAAUGGAGGAGAACGCUGAAGGUGGCCUACAGGGCUGUUCAUCCCAUCGCUCCUGUGCCAGGCUCGCCAACACCUGCAUCCUCUGGCAUCCCACAUCUACCGAAUUGACCCUGAAUCUUGGCCGCCCGGUCCUCGCCCCGUCCAUCCGUACAAGGUGAUGAUCAGUACCGAGCAGGGGAGGUGUGGGCACCCCCAGGCUUUUGGUUGGGAAUCAGGCAAGGAAGGAUCACCCUGGGAGAGGCGAUUUUCUCUCCGUCGCACUUAUGUGCGUGCACGCAUUUGGGAGACGGGGCUCCACCAAGUGAUUUCUUUGAUAUGAAGCGCGGGGAUUGCAUCUAACGCACUAUAAAGGCUUCAUCAAAAAGAAAUGUCCCAGCUGUAGGGGCUAAUUCCCCAGCGGAAGAAAAUCCCGGCCCAGAGGACUGGCACAUUGCUGCCGCUCCAGUCCUUGUGAAACCAAAGGCUGUGUUGGUUAAGGAAAGAGUUUUCUGGUGGUGCUGAGACCUCAAUGCCAAAAUCUAGCAUCCACUCACUGGUAGCAGCCGUGUCAGCAACAAGAGGCGCAGCAGACGCCGGCCACACCGGUUUCCCUUCAGCGCUGUGGUGAAAGGGAGAGCCGGGAGGGACCGGGAUGGUUUGAGCUCCAUCUGCAGCCCACAGUCAUUGAUGAUGAGCUGCAGAGGCGGCUGCAGCGCACACACAUGCGCACCUCCAGACAUUUCCCCUCCACGUUCUCCAGGGGGUUCAGUUGGGGCUUCCACGAAAUGUGUGUUGACUUCUGGAUGUGCAUCUUGGGGACGCAGUGCAAAGGAAAGGAGUGGGAGGUGGCAGAAAUGGC